Molecule: messenger RNA, 546 nt
Organism: Pichia membranifaciens NRRL Y-2026
Lineage: Eukaryota; Fungi; Ascomycota; Pichiomycetes; Pichiales; Pichiaceae
Exons: 1
Coding region: 1-546 (181 amino acids)
Cellular component (GO): cytoplasm; nucleus
Source: RefSeq, a predicted model, not a curated record
AUGACAGGCGGCCCCUUAACUCCUUCGAUCACAAACUUGCUCUCCCAUUCGAGUCUUCUGCAUUUGGCCACAUGUUCAGACAACAUUCCGCACGUGAGCUUGAUGAACUACACGUUCAUUGAGCCUAACGAGGAAGACUCAAGCAGCAACAUUGCUUUGUUGAAGAAUUCCCGGAAUCUUGUGUUAGUAGCCACUCCAAAAAACACGCAAAAGUAUGAAAACCUGCAAAAGAAUGGCAAGUGCUCGAUACUUGUACACGACUGGGUUGCCAACGGCAACCAGGUGAAUGAAAACAGUGUUUUGAAAUUGCUCUACAGUAUCAACCAGAGCGAGGUAGGUGACAUGAGUGUCACGCUUGACGGUCACGUUGUGAAGUUUCUCCUGGAUAGCACCUCGGAAGAGUACGAAUUUUUCAAAAACCUGCACUUGAAGAAAAACCCUGUCGCCAAGGCGUUCAUUGAGGGUGACAACGUCGCCCUUAUUUUGAUCCAGAUCGAUGAAUCGAAGGUAUCAGAUUCCAACAACAAGGUUGAGAAGUUUAAGUAG